GCGCAGGACAACGAACAGAAGCUCGUGAGGUAAAUUUUCGCGGCCUUCUCGGUCUUAUGCACCGGGGACACGGAAUAAACAGCAGCAGCUCCUGACAAGCAGAAACAGACUGGAUACAAACAACUAACGACAAUCACUGGAAGGUUAAAUGGUUUGCGAUAUCGAGUGGACAUGAAUAGAAGAGUCAUAGUAGUUAGCGCCUGUUAGCGAGCUAGCAGCUGAGGACAUGGCAUCACUACUAGGGUGCUACAGAACCGCUGCAGAGGAACAUCACUUCAAAUGUAUGUAAAGAAAAGACGUGAACAAGGGCAUUUAUCUCCGUUAUCCGUUCGAGACGAUGGCUUAUUCAAAUUACAGCAGCUUAAACCGUGCUCAGCUCACCUUUGAAUACCUGCACACAAACUCGACAACACACGAGUUUCUUUUCGGAGCUCUGGCUGAGCUUGUAGAUAAUUCGAGAGAUGCAAACGCUACAAGGAUUGACAUCUAUACAGAGAAAAGACCAGACCUUCGCGGGGGCUUCAUGCUUUGUUUCUUGGACGAUGGGACUGGAAUGGACCCGAGUGAGGCGACGCAUGUCAUUCAGUUUGGCAAAUCCAGCAAGAGGUUUCCUGAGUCCACACACAUCGGCCAGUAUGGAAAUGGCCUUAAGUCGGGGUCGAUGCGUAUCGGCAAAGACUUCAUCCUAUUUACGAAGAAAGAUGACAAAUUAACGUGUUUAUUUUUGUCCCGAACGUUUCACGAAGAGGAAGGGCUGGAUGAGGUUAUUGUUCCGCUGCCCAGUUGGGAUCUGAAGACCCAGCAGCCUCUUACUCAAGACCCGGAAAAAUAUGCGAUCGAGACGGAGCUCAUUUUCAAAUACUCACCUUUCAAGAGUGAAGAGCAGCUCUUUCAGCAGUUCAAAAAAAUUGAGGGAGUCAGCGGGACACUGGUCGUAGUUUAUAAUCUGAAGCUUAUGGACAACAGAGAGCCUGAGUUGGAUGUGCAGACAGAUCACCAAGAUAUCCUGAUGGCAGGGACACCUGUAGAGGGAGUGAAGCCUGAAAGGCGGUCGUUUCGUGCCUAUGCAGCUGUUCUCUACAUCGAUCCUAGGAUGAGAAUCUUUAUUCAGGGACACAAAGUCAGGACCAAGAGACUCUCCUGCUGCUUAUACAAUCCUAGGAUGUAUAAAUACACAUCGACACGCUUUAAAACACGUGCAGAGCAAGAAGUAAAAAAAGCUGAUCAUCUUGCAAAACUCGCGGAGGAGAAGGCCAAAGAAGCAGAGAGUAAAGCUCGUGCUCUGGAAUUGAAACUGGGAAAUGAUUUAUCUAAAGAGGCCAGGGCUGCGUUGAGAAAAGCACAAGAUUCAGCCGUGGCACUGCGUGCAGAAGCGAAUCGAAAACAAGCCAUUCAUGGUUCUAAACAGAAGGCACUGAAGGAGCCCAAAGAGUUGAAUUUCAUCUUUGGUGUGAACAUCGAAAGGCGAGACCAAGACGGCAUGUUUAUCUAUAACUGCAGUCGACUCAUUAAGAUGUAUGAGAAGACCGGCCCACAGCUGGAUGGGGGAAUGGCGUGUGGAGGAGUGGUAGGAGUGGUAGAUGUUCCCUAUCUUGUGUUAGAGCCAACGCAUAACAAGCAAGAUUUUGCAGAUGCAAAGGAGUACAGACAUUUACUCAGAGCUAUGGGAGAAUAUCUUGCCCAGUACUGGAAGGACAUCGGUAUAGCUCAGAAAGGCAUAGUAAAGUUCUGGGAUGAGUUUGGCUACCUGUCAGCCAACUGGAACGCUUCACCUUCAAACGAUCUCAGGUUCCGCCGGCGCAGAGCCAUGGAGAUCCCCGUGACGAUACAGUGUGAUAAAUGUCUGAAGUGGCGUACGUUGCCGUUUCAGAUGGACGCUGUCGAUAAGCGAUACCCAGACAGCUGGGUCUGUCUCAUGAACCCUGAUGGAACUCAAGAUAGGUGUGAUGCCCCUGAGCAGAAGCAGAAUUUACCCGUUGGUGUUUUAAAGAAAGACACAAAAACCUCAGAAGACAAACAAAAAGAGCUCUCUGAAAAAAUCCGCCAGCAACAGGAGAAAUUGGAGGCUCUACAGAAAACCACAACUGUUAAGUCGGCAGCAGAUAUAAAACAGCUCCCACUAGAUGUCACUGCGAAGAAUGUUGAUGAGCGUGCGCCUCAGCAUGCCGUUCGGUCUUCACAGCGUGCAUCGGCUCGUCCUCGUUCACCCCCACUUCCCGCGGUGGUCAGAAAUGCUGUCAGUCAGUCACCUGCCCCUAAAACUCCACCUCAGAAAUCUACAGGACCUUCUCGUCCAAGUCGAACCUCACCAGCUGCUACUAUUCCAGCCAAAGCCAAAGCAGCCUCCAUCCCAACCCCCAAAUCAUCGAAAGCCACCACUAAGUCCGUGCCCACAACACCAUCCGCAAAAGCACCACCUCGCAGGAGCGUAACUCAGACACGCAGUACGACGCCAUCUUCUACAAAGGAGACCAAGCAAACAUCAGCCAGCAAGAGAGGAAGUGCCAAGAAGGGUAAAGCACAGAAAGAAGCUGAAGAGGAAGAAAGUGAAGAGGAAGAGGAGGAAGUUGAGCAAGAGGAGGUGGAAGAAGAAGAAGAAGAGAGUGAAGAAGAAGAGGAGCCACAACCUAAGAAAUCCAAAAUGGCACCUGCUCAGCCUCGCGGCAAGGGAACGGUAGAGAAGAAGGUUCCUCCAAACAAACAAGCUAAUAACACAGAGCGAGUCAGCAAUAGCACAGAAGAAGAUCUAAAACAAGGUGCACUGAAAAAUGCACAUAAAGAUAAAGGCUUACAGGUGGAGGCGAAGGUCAACGGAGAAUGGUUCACUGGCCGUGUGACUGCAGUAGAAACGGGAAAAGAGAGCGUGCGCUGGAAAGUAAAGUUUGAUUACGUCCCCAUGAACACACCACGAGACCGCUGGGUGUUUAAAGGCAGCGAGGACGUCCGUCUUAUGCGUCCUGCUUCACCAGAGUCUCACAGUCCAGACACCAAUCAGGGACCGUUGCGUUCUGUGACUCCGCCCACUGCAGCAGAGCCUGAUACGACCCAGAGUGGCCCAAGCAGAGAGACAACAGAAGGCCUUGUCACUAUGAUGAGGACGUUGCUGCGGUACUUUUUCCCACCUGAUUUCCGAAUCCCAAAAGAUUCUGUCAACACUAUGAGUGCUGAAGACCUUGUGGCUUUCCCCAUUAAAGAGUAUUUUCAGCAGUAUGAGGCAGGGCUGCAAAAACUGUGUAACUCGUACCAGAGCCGUGCUGAAUCUCGAGCUCGGGCCGUGGAGGAAAAGAGCAACGGAGCGGAGACGAAGCUCAGAGAGUCUGAAGAAAAACUACGCAAACUCAGAACGAAUAUAGUCGCCCUGCUGCAGAAAGUCCAGGAGGACAUUGAGAUCAGCAGCGACGAUGAGCUGGACGCCUACAUCGAGGAUCUGGUUACUAAGGGAGAGUGAAACACUUCAGCACUUUCCACAUUUCUCACCAUUUCUUUGUAGGUUCUCUCAAAAUCUGAUUUCCUAAUCGUUCAUCUAUAUUGUUCAGUUAUUUUAGACCUUCUGUUAUCUGAUGAGAAGUAACAGCGUUUCCGUUAUGUCUCCCACCUCCGGUCUGAAGUUAGAGACGUGCAGGCGGUAUUUUCCCUGCAAUUAUGACAUGAUUCCUUCACACUGCAUUCAAUUAUGAUGCAUAGAUUAUGAGCUUUGAUCAAAGGAACUAAUACACUUUGCAUCAUUUACUUUACAAAGACGUCAGACUCUCUGUCUCUUUAUUUUCAUACAUAUCUGAGUCAUUGAGUAUUUUAUUUCUAGCUCCAAAAAAAAAAAAACUCCCAGUGUAUCAGUAUGACCUUGCAGCGUUAAAGAGGGGGGAAAAAAAAUCUACCGUCAUGAAGACGUCACUUCGGCUACUCAGUGGCUGUAACCUUAAUGUUCGAACCCUGCUCGCUUUUUUGGUUCCUGUAGGUUUCCUGUGUUUUGCAAGUAUUAGCGUGAAGCCCGAUGCUGUUUAUUUUGUUCGUUCUGAUUAAGCGCAGAACGAUUUUCCCCACGGUUCAUGGCAUUUAGUCACGUCUUUAUAUAUAAGUAUAUUUUUUAAACACUUUUAAGAAAAUGUUCUGAUGUUACAAUAAAAGUUAUGAUGUUUAUGAA
Tachysurus vachellii is the source of this 4141-nucleotide messenger RNA. It is a transcript of the gene morc2, whose product is annotated as MORC family CW-type zinc finger 2. Gene Ontology annotation, cellular component: nucleus. Bases 338 to 3448 code for a protein of 1036 amino acids. NCBI's taxonomy places the organism in Eukaryota, Metazoa, Chordata, Actinopteri, Siluriformes, Bagridae. Gene Ontology annotation, molecular function: zinc ion binding. The record is from RefSeq and is a predicted model, not a curated record. The transcript is spliced from 27 exons.